AUGUGUAUCAAAUAUCCAUUUACAUGCAACGCAGAACAUGUCGUACGGACAGGAGCAGCCCGAGAGGGGAGAGCAGGAGAUCCUAAUGAUACAGUGACUAUCACUACAACUGCAAUUUCUUACAAGUUUAAGGUUGUCCUACCGGUUGUUUCGAGAAGCCUGGGCAAUUUGUCAGUUGAUGUUCUUCCUAAUGGAAAUGUCGAGGUAGAAGGGAUAGUAAGAGCUGGGGAAAUAACAAGCAGUGCGGUGCCAACAGUAUGCAACAGAAGAACUCGACGGAUAUUUCCUCAAGGUCACUUCACCAUCAAUUUCACUUUGCCAGGACCUGCUGAUCCCACAUUUGUAAGGGCCAAGUUAAGCUCAAAUGGUGUUUUGAAAGGAACUGCGUUUAAAUGUCGGAUUGCUAGAUCUCAUUAUAUUGAUCCUGCCCAAGUCGUCUGA
Solanum dulcamara is the source of this 441-nucleotide messenger RNA. Its product is annotated as alpha-crystallin domain-containing protein 22.3-like. NCBI's taxonomy places the organism in Eukaryota, Viridiplantae, Streptophyta, Magnoliopsida, Solanales, Solanaceae. Gene Ontology annotation, cellular component: nucleus. The record is from RefSeq and is a predicted model, not a curated record. The transcript has 2 exons. Bases 1 to 441 code for a protein of 146 amino acids.